AGUGCUUACUCCACUGAUCUCUCUCUCUCUCUCUCUCUCUCUCUCUCUACUCUUUUGUUUUUCUUUGUUUCCAUUCAUUCCCCAAACUCCACGGCAUCAUUCUCGGUGACAAUCCAGAAGAGUUCUCUCUCUCUCUCUCUCUCUCUUUCUCUCUCUCUGUGAAUGACAGAAUUCAGUAGAAGAUUGGGGAGUGAAGAGAUUCAACAUUAUUUUUCUACCACUUCAGCCCACUGACAGUUGCAGCGUUUAAGUAGGAUCGAUUUUUUGAGACAGAAUUCGAUUAGUUAUAAAUUAGGAUGGCUGAAAGGAAACUAAAUUUCAGUGCUCCCCUUAUGUCUGUGAGGCGAAUUGCUUCGAGGCCGAUGUCUCCAAUUCGAGACAACAGGAAGAUAGUCAAGAAUUCCUCACCCAAUAGACGACAAAUGACAAUUGUAAGAGAUUCUCCUUCUGAACCAGACUUUAAUUUGGAGCAAGUAACUGAACCUGUGGCAGUUCCUUUUAAUUGGGAGCAAAUCCCAGGACAACGUAAAAAUGCCGACAAACCUGAGCGUCAGCCUAGAGAGGCGACUUCUAUUACUCCUAGGGUUCCCCCAGGGAAUGUUUUUGAGGUCGCAAAGCAACCAUUGGAUACACAUUAUGCAUAUAGAAGUGAUACCAGGCCCCAAAUCAAAACACUGUAUUCUUGUAAUUCCAAUGUGGCUGAGUCUAAUAAGUACUCGAAAGAGGCAACAAAUGAGAUAGGUGCCUUGGAAUUGGAUGUCGAAGAGGAGGAUGUUUAUUCUGAUGCACUUGACACACUAUCUUCGAAAGAGUCUGUUUCCUUGAACUGCAGUGGAAGUGGUCUGAGUGGAUCUGAUGGUGCAGGCUUACUGAAGCCGUCGGGAAGCUUUUCAACUGAUCCACAAACUCGAGAUUUUAUGAUGAAGCGCUUCUUGCCUGCAGCCAAGGCCAUGGCAUUAGAGGCGCCUCGUACUUAUUCUCCGAAAAGGCAAGCUUCGGUAGUGCAGGAACAACCUAGAGAAGUCAAGAAAGUGAUUGGUGAGGAGAAGAGGCCUUUGAAUGAUUUAAUAGGGUCUAGUUUGGUACCACGCUAUGGGGAUUAUCAAGAUGCAGAAGAUGAAGAAGAAGACAGUGAAGAAGAAGAAGAAGUUGAUCGUCACUAUGAUGACCCUAGAAAUCUAUCAAUGAGAGGUUGUGGCUUCUUUCCUCGGCUAUGCUUUCGAAAUUCCUUAAGCCUCUUAGGUCCAGUUCCCGGGCUGAAAGUCAAGACAGGAACACCGCGUAAAACUGCUUCUAAUCAAUCUCACAGCAAAAGUGUCAAGAAGGCUUGGGAUUCUACUUUUAAGCAAAAAUCAGAUGGUGGGUUUCGAUCAUCUGAGCUGCUGGCGGUUGAGAAUAAGAGGGCUGGUGAAUCCAAACGGUAUACAUAUUCAGGUGACCUACAAAGAGGAAGACUAUCUCCCUUGAGAAAUUCACGGGCCGCGGACAUUGCCUCAAAUGAUAAGCAAAAAACAGAUAUUGGAUUUAGAUCAGCUGAACUGAAGGCGUUUGGUGAUUCCAGACAGUUGACAUACUCAGGCGACCUGCAGAGAGGAAGGCUAUCUCCCUUCAGACAAUCACGGGCAAGGGAGAUGGAUUUCAGGGAUUAUAAAAAUUCAGAUAUUGGAUGUCGAUCGGCUGAACUGAAGGUGGUCCAAAAUAAGUUGAUCAGUGAGUCUAGACGGUUGACAUACUCAGGUGACCUGCAAAGAGGAGAGUCAUCUCCCUUCAGAAAUCCACGGGCAGCGAGCAUUUCUCCUUACCGAAACCAAUCAUCCCAGUCUCCCUUCCGAAGAGCAGCGUUCCUUGGAGUUCCACAGGAGGAGAGUGUCAAGGCUGCCAAAAAUAUUCUCAGCGUCUAUAGCAAAAGCAGCAACAAGUUUCAGGAUACAUCAUCAAAUCACAGGAACAAACAAGGGCCACUUUCAAUGAGCCCUGCUGUUGAGAAAACACUGUAUGUAGAUACUGUAAAUAAUGCCGAGACUUUGUAUUCAAAUUCAGGUUCCUUUGAUAACAAGGCACAAAUGAACUCUGCUGGUGAGGACUUUGCACACUUGUUAGUAUUGGCUAGAGAAAUGCAAGAAGCUUCUGCAGAAUCUGUAUUCCAAGAUAUUAAGUGUCUAAACAAUGUGGAGAAAAAAUCCAUACUGGCAACCAAAGGCCUAGUCUCUGUUGAUGGUAAUAAGUCUUCUUUAUUCGGAGACUCCAAACUAGGACUCGGCCAAGAAGCCAAGUCCUUGGACUCCUUAGAAUUGGCUCUUAAGGGAAAUCCAAAUAAGAACAGUGAUCUGAUUCCAAAAGAGGAUUUGGGAGAUAUGAAUUCCAGUUUGGUCCCAUCCUCGCUUCCCCCACCUCUACCGAGAUCACCUUCUGAGUCCUGGCUUUGGCGAACCAUCCCUUCAAUCCCUUUGAGGAACUCAUUUUUGAAAUCGAGGUCUAAAACACCGGAGUCAAAGACAUCUUCGACGAGCACCAAGUGGGAAACGAUUGUAAAGACUUCGAACUUGCAUCACGAUCAUUCUAUGUAUUCGGAGGAAUUAGUCGCUCAUAUUUCUAAGCAAUCCAAAACUUAGAAAAUACCAAGGUUCUCAAGAAUAAGUCUCUCGCUUGAUAUAUUUUGUUUCGGAGAUUUUACUUGGAAGUAACUGAAGAUGGCCAUGAUGUCUUGGCCGAGCCGGUUGUUUGAGGUCUUCUUCUUCCUAUAUUGACUUUGAAACCGAGCCGUUUCAUGACAUUUUUGUUGUUUAGAUAACUAAGCAGACAAGGUUUGUUCAGGUCUUGUUUUCAGCGAGCUAGCUAUACAUGAUUUUUUCUUUUUCUCUUUUUUCUUUCUUGAUAUACCCACAAGGCAAUGGUGAGAUGGGCAAAGUUCCUUGUAACAGCAGUUUUAUUUUUGGCCUGAAAUUCUAAUGUACCUGACUUUAUAAUGACUGUACUGUAUAGAAAUUAAUAGCACAUUGUUGGUAAUGAAUUGGAGAUGCAUUUUUCUUAUAGCUUCAAUAUUGAAAUUCUAAUGUACCUGACUUUAUAAUGAUUGUACUGUAUAGAAAUCAAUAGCACAUUGUUGGUAAUGAA
Messenger RNA from Morus notabilis, 3114 nucleotides. RefSeq lists its product as uncharacterized. The transcript is spliced from 4 exons. Lineage: Eukaryota; Viridiplantae; Streptophyta; Magnoliopsida; Rosales; Moraceae. Bases 297 to 2612 code for a protein of 771 amino acids. The record is from RefSeq and is a predicted model, not a curated record.